This is a messenger RNA of Neodiprion fabricii, 7432 nucleotides long. RefSeq lists its product as uncharacterized. NCBI's taxonomy places the organism in Eukaryota, Metazoa, Arthropoda, Insecta, Hymenoptera, Diprionidae. The coding region runs from base 1337 to 3919 and encodes 860 amino acids. The transcript is spliced from 18 exons. The record is from RefSeq and is a predicted model, not a curated record. Gene Ontology annotation, cellular component: plasma membrane.
AUUAGCGUCACUCGGAAUUAUCAUCCCUCGAUUUGAGAUUCGUCCCAAUUUCAACGCGAUUUCGCUCCGUAUAUACGCCGCAAUAAUAAUUGAACGAGAGUCGAGUAGCGUCGGUUUAGUGCCAUUUUCGUAUAUUAUUUUUCAAUAUCUAGCUGCAGAAAUGUGAUUUCGCCGAAUUGCGCCGAGCAUCUGAAACAGCUUUGAUCACUCGUCGCUAUCGAAAAUUUAAUCACACGGUUCUUGUACCUAGAACGAAUAAUUUCAUUAGUGCGAACGCUAUUUUUUAAUCACAUUUCUUCAACGCCGAGCGUUUUUUCAAACCGCAGUGAAGUUUCGAACAGUGGGUUCUGGCAUACUUCUCCAGGACUUUGUAGAAAUCAACGUAAAUAUGUUUACAUCUCCAAGUUCGUCGAGAUAGUGAUUUGAAGUAUUGAAGCAAUUUUUUACCGGACUGUACGCCCAGAGCGCAUCUUCUUUGGGAAGGGAAUUCCAGGAUUUCCGGUUUCGCGAUUGAGAAAUAUUUUUAUUGGGAGUACUGGAUUCGGUUCUCGAUGUUUUUGGAGGCAGCUUGGUUGAGUUAAAAACGGAUGAAAGAAAAAAGUGAUCGAGUUUCACGCCUCAUCCCACAGCCUAUGUUAAACGACUGAAUAAUCAAUAAUUGAAGUCUACGUGAAAACGUUAAAUCGAAGACACGUCAUUCUCGUAAUUCAGGAUGAUGCAAAUCGGAAAAAAAUUGAGUACAAGUGAUUGAAGUGAAGUGAAAAAAAAACAAAAUUUCUUAUUUGUUUUGACGUUUUUACUUCAUUUUGGCUAAAAAAUUUAUUCUAAUCGAAACGUGUACACGAAUAAUGAAAUUAUUUCGGACUUCAUGAUAUAUUUGAUCAAUGAUUCUCUGUUUAUUUAUUUUUUUGAACCCGCUCACAAGGUUAAACACAAUAUCAGAAAAUUAUCUAUAAAACUUGUAACAGUAGAAAUCAAUACACGAUUUAUUUGACUAAAAACUAUUAUUUUUGUUUCAAAAUCAAGGACGUAGAAUACGUUUAUUCGAAAAAUUAGGUCAUCGAAUCGAGCAAAUAACAAGUAAAAAAAAAAAAUCUAACAUAAUAAAACUCAAGUGCUAUGAUUGAAUACCCAGCAGUGAAUGAGAAUUUAACAUCAAGGUCGUGGAUACACGGUGAUGGUAAGAAAUUGAAAGAAAUCGUGACAAACGGUUAUCCGCCAUCAUGAUUUUAAGAUCGAUAAUUUACAACAAGUGAAAAUUGGAUCGCUUGAAAGCGGCAAAGCGAGACAAUAAAGUGCUGCGGCAUAUAUUUUCGCAUAUAAAAUUCGUGUUAAGAUGACAGCUUUUCAAGCUUUAAUUACAACAUUGUUCGCGAUACAGUGGGGAAUUGAUUUAAACAAAUUAACAACGCUCACUGGAACGGCGUCAGUUGUGGCGAACGCUCAGCUGAUCUGGACACCGAUUUACGUCGGUGGAUCGAGUCAAGUCGACCUCUGGACUCAGAGCACCGACGGAUGCGCCUGCAGCUUUAAUUCAACAAGGACAGAUUGCGCCUGCUGCGUUCAGUCCGGCGGAUGCAGCUGCGGCGAUUCUUCGCCCCACAGAUGCGCACAAUGCGGUCUUGAGCAAAACUGUGCAAACAUGUGCAACAUGACGCUGGACAGUAAACAGCUGCUGAAUAAAUCCGGCCGAGGUUUUGGCCAAAUAAAAUCGCCAGCGCUGACCGGCCCGACUAGAUGUACUUACAGAUUUGUACCGGACACCGGACAACGUGUCGAACUCCAAAUUUAUCGCCUCGUCUCGAUCGGUCGACACAACGGUUCGAUGUGUGAGGGUGGCUGGCUGCAGCUGGAAUCUGGAGCGAGGGUCUGCGGUCAAAACGAGAGAUUCGAUCCACCCGUAGUCCUGUUCUCCGAUAAGGAUUCAACGACCCUCCAAAUGCAAAUAAAUGAGAAGACAGUGAGAUCGCAAUUCUUGGCCUAUUUUAGCUUCACUUCCACGACGAGCACCUCCGUCGGAUGGCCGGCGAGGGGAGGAAAGUCUGUAAACAAUACCGAGUGCGACUGGGUCUACGAGGACACGGAUUGCCGGAAGGAGUGCGUCCUGGCGAGUCCUGGAUACCCGGGAGUCUACGCUCCGAACACUCGAUGCCGCUAUCUCGUCACUUCCGGUCCCCACGUGGCAGUGACCAUCAAAUUCACGGCAGUUUUGCUGCCAUACAACCACUGUACCAGCGACUACAUCGCGGUUUAUUCCGGCCCGACGAUUUCCAGUCCGGUAUUAGCGAUGCUCUGCGGUAAUAAGAAGACCUCGGUUACACACGCAGGGCAAAAUAUCUUGGUGGAAUUUAGAUCCGGUCCGGGAGUUCCGCCCUUCGACUACAACGGCUUCGUGGCGACCCUAAACUUUCAGGAAAUAACGACAGAAUCACCAACGACAGUAGCGACGGAGACGACGAGCAGAGCGAACGACGUCGGAAAAUUUGGCAACGGCGGAGGCGGCGGUCCGAACAUUCGGACUCACAAUCAGGAUCAUCGGAGAGAACAUAGACUAAACAGCUGCGACCUCGAGGUCAGAGGCGACGAGGUCAGGGCUGGAAAUCACGACACUAGGGGAAAACCAAAGUCAACCGCUUGUCGACUCGUUCUCAGGGGUGGCUCGUACGAUUCCGUCCACGUGUCUUUGACCAGCUAUAAUUUGAGCGCCCCGACGUGCAGAUCGAUGAUCGAGAUUUUUGACGGUUCCCUCGAGGGCGGAUCAACCGGAAGUACAAAAUCGCUCAAGAGGAUCUGCAGCCCCGCUCAAAGAAUUCCGGGAGACGCGGAAUCGACGGACAAGUAUGCAGAAUCCGAGAGAUACUCGUCAACGGGACGAGAGAUGACCGUCGUUCUUAGAAGAGCCUCGAACACCCCGAGGGACGAGGAAUACAUGGACGCUGUCUACUAUUUUCACGAUGAAAGAGAGGGUGGUACGCAGCAGCCAGCGAGUGUUUGUGACGUUGAAUACUUCGGCCUGAGUUCACCAAAAAAUGGUUCAGUCGUUCACCCGGCGCCCCACCGGCUCUUUUCUUUGGAGGGUCCGCUGAAAUGUCGUCAGCAUUUCAUACCGGCGGCCAAUCAGUCGGUUAUAAUAACCCUCCAGAGCACCAACAAACGGAUAUCUAACAGCGCCUGCGACACGCAGUGCGGAGACAGCGGAUGUCGAUGCUUCGCGAACAGAUCCCUCGAUGAAAUUGAUCAUCUACAGCUCGUUUCCGAAACCGGUCACAUCGUCAGCUGCCUUUGCGGAAGCUAUCAGGACUGGCUUCCGGUGGGAGUGCGAAGUUGGACGCCGGUCUACAUCGAGUGGUCCAGAUCGUCGAGAGGUGGCCUUGACUUCAAGGCCACCUACAGAUUUACCGAGGACGCGUUCUGCGGCGAUCAUUCGACCACCAGACCCCAGGGUGAAGUUACCAGCGGUGAUCUCGCCAAUGAGAUUGUCAAGCUCAACAGAUUUUAUCAGCAGAAAUGUACCUGGGUACUUGACUCCCAAACAGACCGGCAACUCACCGUCGAAGUCGAAUCGAAUCAAAGCAAACCUUGCACAGCCUGGAACCUAACGAUACAUGAGUACAGCAGCAGCGGUGAUCCUGCUGGUCCUAGACUGCAUACUUUCUGCUCGCGGGAUCGUCACAAAAACUUCACUCUGCCUUGGAAAAUGAACACCGUUGUAGUUCGGUUGCAAGCCUUAAGUCGCACGGCUCCUCAAUACGUGAUGCGAUGGCGGAGCGAUUCCGUGACGGCAAAUACCAGAAAAAGCGCCCCGUCGCCGGCUCCGAAUCAGGUUGCAGGAUCGUCACGGAGUUCGAGGGAAUCUCGACGGAUCAUCAUCGCCAUGACCCUCGUAGCUGCUGCGGCGAAAUCUCUACCAAAAGUUUAGAAAAAUACUGAAAUAUACUGAAUUGCACGUAACAGGCCACGUAGUAAUACAUGAAAAGGUGAUUUUAUGUAUGCAUAUGCACACGGAUUCUAAAAAAGCUAAUUUUUGGACAAGUCAGUUACCUCGGUAACGUAGAGUCAGCCGGUAAUGAUCGACCGGUCGGCAACUACGUCGGUUACGUCGGUAAUGCAGAUUAAUCCCGUAGUAACCGGCCGGCAGUGGCAUUUCGGGCUAAAUCUGCAUUACCGAUCUUACCGACUUGGCGAAAAAUUUGCCGACUCAGAAUCUGUGUCCACACGUGUACCUAAAAAGUACACAAUAAAUCAGAAUCAAACGAUCGACUUGUGGUUCAAAUGAGCAAAAAAGUCAUUGUUUUUGCUCUGUUAUUUUUAAUGGUUAUUAUUUAUUUACUCAUCUUUAUUUUACCUUGAUCAGUUGAAAAAUAUUAUUUUUAAAUAUAAUAUUCUGAGGGAUUUCACGUUGUGGGUAAAAUGAGAAACAAACUCACAGAGUUCUCAUUUAUUAUCAGUUAUGAUUCGUUUCAUUUUUAUUUUAUUUUUCUUAUUCUUCUCAUACAGUAGUAAAAUACAACAAUUGAUUUCGUCCACUCGCUAAAUUCUAAGAAACUUCUUAUAAGUGUACAGUGGUCGAUUGCUUUGUUACGUAUUAUAAGUAACGUUCUCCCCUAUUUCAAAGUCAAAAUACAGCGAUAAGGGAAUGUAAUAAAUAAAGAAGAAAAACAAACAGUUGCGUAAUGUAAAUGAGGUCGAUAAUCGUUGAAAUUAGUUUUUGAGCUGAAGUGAUAAGAUCUUUUUCAACACAUUAGAUACAUACCAAUAAUAUUAAUCUUUGGGUAGUUCGAAGUACCAAAGAAAUUCCGAUUUCGCGAUGAAACGGAAACUGACUCCUAAUUCGUGAACUCAUAAAACUUGUAAAUAUAUGAUAUAGGUAUGAGAAAACGUAGCGAAUAUUAGGAAAAUGUACAGAAUGCAAUGAAUUCGUAUUGUAAUUAAUUACUAGGUGUGUAAAAUAUAUUUGUAAUUAUUAUAGGUGAUAAAAUAAUUGAUAUGUUAAGAAACAAUAAAUCGAUAAAGAAAUAUAUUAAAUAAUUCAACGAAUGUAUCUAUAAUGUAGAAAACAUUGACACGAUAUUUGGUUGAAGAUCUAUGUAAACGACUGCCAAUUCCGAAAUAUUAUACAUGUACAUACAUAUAACACGUUGUAUUACGCCAUACGUUGAAAACGUAACUUGACUAUGUAACAUGAACAAAUUGAUAGAUUUAUACAUGUAACGCAUACAUUUAUAUCGAUAAAUUCAACAAUUUAUUAACGAUAAGCAUACUGAUAAAUAAAAUGACCGGUAGCCAUGAUAAUAUAAAUGUGAAAAACUGACCAUAACAGCAAUCUCGAAACAGAAAAGAAUUAUAAAAAUAAUUCUUUCUAAGCCGGUUGGUUCUCAAUUUUUCGUGGUAAUUUGGAGAUAAAAAUUCAACGAUUUUCGAAGAAAAAUUUCACUCACGAACAAAAUCGGUAAAACAGUUUCAUAGAACUGUGAGAACAUAACCUUAAACGGUUCUGCAAUUGUAAAAAAGAGAAAAAUCUAAAGAAUUGAUAGAUUGAAAAUAAAUAAUUUUUCUCCAAUAAAUCGCCAAUUACGGUAUCGGUGAUUAUAUUGUACAUAGUAUCGAUGUGCUACACAUUUCAAAUCGGCUGGACGAUAAGUAUAAAUUGACUAAUUAUAACGAAUUCUGCGGUGAAGAAGUUUGACUGUGAAUUUGAAUGAUGUAUUUACCACGAAAAAAAAAACAGUGUUAAUGUAAAUAUAUUACGUAUGAUAAGUAGGUAUGUAAUAUUGCGGAUAUAUACUAGACUGUGUCCGAAAAAAAUUGUGUUGUCAAAUUUGAAGCUGCUCAUUCAAUAUAUUACAGAGGACACAAAAUAAAACCGAUUCGGAAAGGACUUGUUGAAAUCGUUUCCAAUUUUGGGGUCGUGGAACUUAAAAAUGUGUGUGUUUUGAACCGAUUCGUGUCAUUCUCAGACAUUAAAAUUUAUUGCUUUAUUAUUGAAAUUUAAUGAAAUACGUGACAUAUGAUACUUCAAAGCUGUUGGUGAUAUUCAUUUAGUAUUAUAAUCGUUAAAUGCAAUUUUUAAAGGGUUGAUUUUUGUUUCUUCAAGAACACGUAACGGUCUUUUGGUUAUUUAACUAUAACUAAUGACAAGUUUCAGUUUUGGGAUAAUGGACAGUACGAAGAAAAAGAGUAAACGAUGAAAAAUUUUUCCGAAAAUGUUAUCCGAAACGAUUUUACGUUUUUUAAAAUACAUCCAAUUUUCACGGUGCCAGAGACAAAUAAUGCAACAACAAAUUGUAAUAAUAACGUGGUAGGUUGUAGCAAUAAAUUUUAAUUUCUGAAAACGAUAUAAAUCGUUGAAAAACAUGCGAUUUUUAAUUGUGCAACCCUCAAAUAUGAAACGAUUUCAUUAAAAACUCUUGGAAUCGUUCUCACUUUGCGUCCGCUGCAACAUAUCGAAUGAGCAGUGUUAAAUUCGACAGCACAAUUUUUUUGGCAGAGUGUAAUAUAUGCGUAUUCGAUUAGGGGCACUUGAUGUUUAAAUACGUUACCUUUAAUAUUACCCAAUAAUACGAUAAACGCAAUGCACAAAUAGUCGAUGUAUUGGUACAAUGUAACAAAUCGAAGUUUCAUGAAUCUUUGAUAGAAGUUUAUGUGAAAUAAGUUGCUAACUUGGAAUUGCAAACUAUAUAUAACAUAAUUAUAAAUAUACUAAAUAUCAAUUAUUAUCAUUUAAGAAUAGAGAACGUAUUUCAAACUUUUUACUUAUCGUUGAACGAUACUAUAAUUUAUCUAAAUUUUUUCAUAGCCUACAAUUUAUACGUUUGUUUUCUCUUUCUUAUAUUAAGAAAGCGGCAAAUAUCGUGCGUCUCUUCGUUUGAUAUUCACAUCAUCGCGAAUUUAUUAUACGACGAUUAAUUCAACAUCGAUUAAACAACUCAAUACAACUGUUAUUAAAUAAUUUACGCUUGGCGUUUCAUUUCAAAUCUUUUAUACAAAAGAAUUUAUAAAAAUAAGGUAAAGCUAUAUUGCUAUGCAUUAUAAUUUCCUGUAUGUUGAUUAUUUUGAGACCGCUAAUUGACGUCCGUAACCGAAAAUGCAUGACGAUGAAGUUGUGGUGUUAUUAUCUUUGCAAUAUCGUGCGAUAAUAUGUGAGCAUUAUUUUGCUCGCUAAUAGUGAAAAAAGUUGCUCUAAUAUUAGCGAAUUAAUCCAACAACAUGAUUGAUAUUUUAAACGUGAGCAUGAUAUUAUGUAAUCGGAUGAAAACGGUUAACAAUAAGUAACAAUAAAUAGUCAAUUGUUUCUGAUAAAAAAUUUCGUAAUUAAAUAAAUAAUACAACGUUAGGACCUGAUAUAUACAUAUAUAUAUACUCACUUAGAUAACUUUGAUAAAACAACUGACUCGUGAAUCUUAUUAAACGAACUAACUUAUCGGUACGACGU